CAUGUCUUUUUUCUUUUUGCUUUCGAAAGCAAAGGAAAUUAAACCUCUUUACUUUUGUGCAUUUUGUGUGGAGGAUGUCUGAAACGGGGACCCCUGCCGAUGGGCCGGUGGAGCAACUAGAAACUCAUUCUCCCAUCAACAAGGGUAUGGAGUUGCGAGACAACAGCAUUACUUUCUCGCCUGGAGAUAGUGAAUGCACCAGUAAAGGCUUGAAUGAGGGUUCCUUAUCAUGCUCAGCCGCCGAGCAGAAGGAGGGCACGGGGAGCAUGUCCAGGAGCGCCAUGAAGCUGGAUGAAAGCACGCUGAAAGUGGAUGAGUUAGAGGACGAGGAAGAUGGGGCGUCUAGCGGAGAUAACGCUGGCGAGAUCCCACAAGAGGUUUUGGUAUCCAGCAAUGAGGUCAAAAAUAUCGUUUUGCAAAUAUUGAGCCCGUAUUUUGAUGACGAUGGGGGUGGUGACGACCCCAUCCAUCCCCAUGCGAUUGAUGAAAAGGCUCCGGGUGUAGGGGGCGAUGAUAGCCGCGAUCAAGGCUUACAAAGCGAUUCUGCUCACGCUGAGGCCGGCCUCGUAGAUGACGAUUAUUACAAUGACACCGCCCAGCGAUAUGACCACAACAAAUCUAUGGCAUGGACACAGCUGAUAUGUGAUGGCAUCAUGAAGAAGUUGAUUUUGAUGGACAAACCGUUUAAGUAUGUGGUACACUGUAUGAUCAUGCGCAAGACUGGUGCCGGUAUACAUGUGUGCUCUAGCAAUUAUUAUGGCCAGUCCGAUGGCUGCUUGAGCCACUCCCAUGAUCUCAAUCCACAUAUAUACGCGGCAGUAACGGUGUACUGGAGCGGGAUAUGAUGUAGAGAUAGAAGCGUGCGUAUUCUUGUGCUUGAAUGGUGGUGGUUAUCCUCCUUGAGGAUAAGCUUUCUCUCUCAUUAAAAUUGUCUUUGGAAGCCUCUUCCUCCCCAUACUUGUCCUCGCAGUACUCAUUUAUUCCUCUAUGCCUAUGAGCUUUAUACUCAUUUUCUUGUUUCGUUCAUUCGAUGUAGAUAUCACUAUCUUUGUAAGUAUGCUGCUAAGACCACAAAGAUAGCAAAUCGUGGUAGUCACACAAGAAACCAUUCCUAGCGUAUUUGAAUUGGACGGAUACGAGGAUGAUAAAGACACCAUUUAUUUCUCUUCCAUCCCUACCGACGAAUAAGAAGUAAGGAUUUGUCAAAACAUUCCUCUUCUUACAGAUUUCCUCCUCGAAUAAUUUCUCAAUGACAUUAAUAGAGAAGAUAAGACGUCACGUGCAUAUAUAACUGCCUCACUCUUUUUCUUUGCUGCGUCUUGAUUAUCUAUCCUGUCACUACGCGUAUCGCUUUUCUUCACCUUUAGAGGAAAUGGCAUUUCUUAUCGUUCCGACAGUCUGAUUGAAAACUUUUUGACAACCCAUU
Messenger RNA from Phytomonas sp. EM1, 1426 nucleotides. The record is from the annotation of a GenBank genome assembly. Lineage: Eukaryota; Euglenozoa; Kinetoplastea; Trypanosomatida; Trypanosomatidae.